Molecule: messenger RNA, 1883 nt
Organism: Rhinichthys klamathensis goyatoka
Lineage: Eukaryota; Metazoa; Chordata; Actinopteri; Cypriniformes; Leuciscidae
Gene: idh3g
Product: isocitrate dehydrogenase (NAD(+)) 3 non-catalytic subunit gamma
Exons: 14
Coding region: 30-1208 (392 amino acids)
Biological process (GO): isocitrate metabolic process; tricarboxylic acid cycle
Cellular component (GO): mitochondrion
Molecular function (GO): oxidoreductase activity, acting on the CH-OH group of donors, NAD or NADP as acceptor; NAD binding; magnesium ion binding
Source: RefSeq, a predicted model, not a curated record
ACACACACACACACACGCAUACUACUGUCAUGAUCAUGGCCACUCUUACCAAAGCUUUAAAACCAAUCUUGGGAAGGCAAUUGGGAAAUGCAACAAAGGUCUUUGGCGCAGCAGUCAGCAAUCAAAGAGGAAAACCUACUUACACAGGACAAAUCAUACCUCCUCCUGCCAAGUAUGGAGGCCGGCAUACUGUAGCAUUGAUUCCUGGAGAUGGAAUAGGACCUGAGCUGCUCAGCCAUGUGCGGGAACUCUUCAGAUUCAGCUGUGUUCCUGUGGACUUUGAGGUGGUGAAUGUAAAUUCUUCAUUAACCAGUGAGGACGACAUCAAAAAUGCCAUUAUGGCCAUUCGCCGCAAUGGAGUUGCUCUUAAGGGUAACAUUGAGACCAACCACAUAAUGCCCCCUAACCACAAGUCAAGGAACAAUCUUCUACGCACGAGUCUAGAUCUGUAUGCCAAUGUGAUGCACUGCCAGUCACUUCCUGGAGUCCAGACGCGCCACAAAAACAUCGACAUCAUCAUCAUUAGAGAGAACACAGAGGGCGAGUACAGCAGUCUGGAGCAUGAGAGUGUAUCAGGAGUUGUAGAGUGUCUGAAAAUCAUCACGAGGACCAACUCCCUCCGCAUCGCUGACUAUGCCUUCAAACUAGCCCGAGAGAAAGGUCGCCGCAGGGUCACGGCUGUCCACAAGGCUAACAUCAUGAAACUGGGGGAUGGGCUGUUCUUGCAGUGCUGUAAGGAGGUGGCCUCUGGUUACCCAGACAUUGAGUUUGAUAGCAUGAUUGUAGACAACACCACCAUGCAGCUUGUUUCUAAGCCCCAACAGUUUGAUGUCAUGGUGAUGCCUAAUCUCUAUGGCAAUGUAGUCAGCAAUGUGUGUGCGGGGCUGGUGGGUGGACCCGGUCUGGUGCCUGGUGCCAACUACGGACGAGACUAUGCUGUGUUUGAAACGGCCACCAGGAAUACAGGAAAGAGCAUUGCCAACAGGAACAUCGCCAACCCCACUGCCAUGCUGCUUGCCAGCUGCCUCAUGUUAGAUCAUCUCAAGCUUUAUGACUAUGCCACCAUGAUCCGAAGUGCAAUUCUCACCACUAUGAACAAGACCAGGUUGCACACAGUUGACAUUGGGGGGCAGGGCACUACUUCAGAAGUGGUUCAGUCUAUCAUGAGGAACAUCGAGAGUGGCGGUCCCCUCACCACUGAUAUCUAAGCUCAGUCAGCAUCACUCCACAUCUGUUUGAUGCAUCAGUUUCGUAAGGACAUCUGUCACAUGAACUUCAGUCCCAAGAUUCAUUUGAAAUGCAGCAUACUUCAGCAUUGAGCUUGUGGUGUUUCUUGGGCAUAGUGGUCUUUCCUUGGGAACUGCAGAGCUUUUAGAUGUAUCAUAUUGUAUCUAAACGGUUAUAUUGUUUAAAUGCUAUGCUAAUGCAGUAUUUAUGAGGUUCUUGCAUUGGGUUUCUGUUUCUGCUGCUCAAUUGCAUUCCAAAUUUGAUCCGUUCUUAACACGUUAUUCUAAAACACAAUGUAUUCAUUUGGGGUUCAUAACUUUUGUGUUUACUUUAAUGAACCUGAAUAAUAUGAACAAACCUCCAACUGUCCAUUUACAAAAUUAUACUUGUAUAAACUAGUGCAUUUUACUUUUCUAACAGCCUUACAGUGUUGGGUGUUUAAAUGGACUUCGUGUUCUGGAUGUCCAUCAGAUGAUAUUUUUUCAUUAGACUUUAUAAUAGUAUUAUUUAAGCUUAAUACUUAAUGUUGGUCUACUGUUGCAUCAUUUAGUUUAGACCUUUAUGUUAAUUUAAUUUCUUGAUAUGCAGUGCUUAUUUGUAUUAUUGAUCUGUCAUACUGUCAUCUUUUGAGUUAAACAUGCACAUUUUACAUCAAA